UUUUAAAUAAAUACAGCAGAAACCUUAGAGUCAUGUUAAUUUUGCGUCGAUUGGCGCCAUUUUCACAACGUCUUCAAUUAUACCAGCGUUUUUAUGCACGCAAAGUCGUCGCCACCACAGAUGCCAAUAUGAAUCAAGUCCAUCAGGAAACAUUACGUUACAUUAAUCCGCACGCCUGCAUCAAAAUAAACUCCGAUAUUUUCGUAAAAGUAUACUCUGCUGAUCCGCACAAAUAUCCCAAUGGUGAUGCUCUAAUUGCAGAACUACGAGGAGGCCCGGUAAAAAAUUGUACUGCUUCUAUGCAGGUGAAAGUUAGCGAUGAUGAGCAUAAUGUGGAAAUUGUUUUGAAAAAAUUAACUGAAGAUACGGAUUUUCUUUGUGAAUUAGCGGUGCCCAUAAAGGCGGCUCUUAAUAUCAAUUCUCAGCACGACGUCAUUGUUAUGAAUACUUUUGGCGAUGAAUUGAAAGUGAAGGCGGCGAAAUUUAUCAAGACGAAAAACGUUCGGGCAGAAACUAUAGAGUUGUUAAGCUCGGAAGGCGACAUCAAGUGUGAGGGAAUAUUAUUGGGAAAAGAGACUACGGUAGAGGCACAAAAUAAAGGAAAUAUAAUAUUGGACAAACUGCAAGGUGAUAGAAUAACAUGUAAAACUAAUCAGGGAAACAUAUCUACCAACUGUAGUUAUGUGGAAUCAUCCAAAUUUGAAACAGACACAGGUUGUUUGGAUUUAAAAAAUGUACACAAAAAAUCGGCUGUUUUUGUACAUAAGAAGGGAGAUCUCAAAAUGACUGGCAUUCACGGUAAUCUAAGUGUUGUUGCCAAUGAAGGAACCAUGUACUUGCAAAUAUCCGAAUUACAAGGUGAAAAUACUAUUGAGGUUAACAAUCUAACAUCGUCUAUAAUUAAUAUAUCUGAUGAUGUAGAGAAAAAUACAUUAGUAGAUGUGAAUUUGACUGCGGAUACUGACACAUCCAUCAUUACAUUGGACAGCACAUUGAAGCAUUUAUCAUUAGGUUUAGCUGAAAAUAAGCAACAAUUUAAGUGGCCUUUAAAUAAGCAACAGCCGAAUCAAUUAAAGGUUGUUAGUAAGAGUUCAACGACUUUAGGGAAAUCAUCAUGGAUGGAUAUGAUGCGUUUACAAAUGGCCGAAAAGCAAAAUCUUAAAACGUGAAUUCUUAAACUAGUUAAUAUGUUAAAUACAUAUGUGUAUAUUUAAAUGCAAUAUAUAAUUAAAAUAAAAUGUUUUUAGCCAGAUGACUCUAAAGUUCAAAAAUAUA
Calliphora vicina (urban bluebottle blowfly) is the source of this 1275-nucleotide messenger RNA. RefSeq lists its product as uncharacterized. The record is from RefSeq and is a predicted model, not a curated record. NCBI's taxonomy places the organism in Eukaryota, Metazoa, Arthropoda, Insecta, Diptera, Calliphoridae. The coding region runs from base 33 to 1169 and encodes 378 amino acids. The transcript is spliced from 3 exons.